AUGGCGACCAGGCCGGGGGUGCCCCAGCUUAAAGCUCCCUUCCCUCUCAAGCUAAAUGAGUCUCCUCGUGUCAGCGAAGAGCAUUCGUCUACGACGCUGUGUUCGCGAGAGCUUCGAAGAUCAGGAACGAGCUCUGACGACCUCCGUGGCCUUGCGAAACAGCAUGCCAGUAGUCCAACCACGCCACUGCUCCCGUCUCCAAUCACACAUAUGCCAAAAGACGGAGAGGACUCAUACUUUGGAGCCUCUGAGACUCGAGAUUCAAGUCAGACUUUGAAUGAUGCUGUGCUCGACAAGUUACAAAUCCUAUCGUAUUAUUGCAACGAGGAAGAUUCCCGCAGCAGUACAACCAUGGCGUCGUUGUGUUCCAACUCAGGCCCUGACGAGAAGGCGGAUGAAAAUGAUAAAAGUACUACGUCCGACUCUUUUCCAGUCACCCCGAUCGAUCAGAUCCCACCUGCGUUUGUUUGUUCGGACGAGUCGGGAUGGCUGGCGAAUACGACAUCUCAUGAUGAGAGACGCAGACGGUUCAAAGCAAGAUUAUACCAAAUUGUUCAGCACCCCUACAGCCAAUACGACCCAGAAUACGCAGACGAUCAAGUGAUGGUCGCUACCGUGCUGGUUGGAUCUGGCAAACCGAAGAUUGUCCAGAUUCAGCGACCUCUGUCCCGUCGGCAGGGGUCAACGCCGACGGCGGAAAUUCCACAAAACCCAUCGACACCGGUACAAGCGACCAUGGAGGUCUCUGCGUUCAGUCCUUAUGACACUCCGAGCGAAGUUGCAGAAAUACCGCAGUCAGAGAAUUCCCUGGCUGCAGCGGCGGAUGAAAUGCCUCGGCACUCUCCUUCGAAUCAGCUGAGCCCUGCUGCUGUACCUGCUUCUUUGUGUCACUUGACAAGAAAGCCGAUACCUCAACGGUCGAGCAGUGGCGUGCGUGGUGUCGACGAGCCGCAAGUAUCGCCGGUCUUGGCUGACCCAUUCACCGUGUCCAAAAGGUGGUCGACAUGCUCGGACUCGUCAUCGACAUUCAGUGUUAGAGCAGGGCUCGCACGAGAUCGAUCUGGUGGUGUCGGGCUUGUGUCUUUACCCUCUUUGUCUCCCACUGACGAAGUGGCGGCGCGGUCGACCUGUCGAAAAAUGAAUAGGGUUCUCAAAGCCGUGACACUGGCCAUUUCCAAUUAUCCUGAUGGAAUGCUUCAGCUUGGGUCCCCGUCAGUACUCGCGGUCCGAUCCCCGAAUGUAGCAGACCAGAUUUAUAUCGGCACGCUUGGAAAGAUAUUCCCGACGGCGCCCGCCAUACUAUUGUCGAGCCUCGCAGCGUGGAUUCUGAUCGACGUAUACUUUACACAUUUCGAGGUGGUCGCGUCUGAGACGAGUGGGCAUGGAUAUGGAUGUCCUGGAGGGGCGGUGCACUUGCACUCGCACUCGCACUCGCACUUGCCGGGAAACCUGGAUAGGAUCCCUACCAAGGCGAGAGCGAUGCUGGGUCUUGACUACAAUCGGUCCAAUAGUGAAGUGCAAUCAGCGUCGUCCUCGUCGUCCUGCUUGACGGUGCCCGCGGAGAGUAUGAGAAACAUGGCGAGGGCCGUCCAUGAUGGCAUGUGCAUCGUUAGUCAACGACUGAUUGAGUCGUUGAGAGGCUGUUGGGAUGAGGAUAUAUGGCGGUCUCUGAAGGUGCUGGUUGAGGUCAUUGAAUCUGGGCACCGGUGA
This is a messenger RNA of Exophiala spinifera, 1710 nucleotides long. RefSeq lists its product as uncharacterized. The record is from RefSeq and is a predicted model, not a curated record. The transcript is spliced from 2 exons. NCBI's taxonomy places the organism in Eukaryota, Fungi, Ascomycota, Eurotiomycetes, Chaetothyriales, Herpotrichiellaceae. The coding region runs from base 1 to 1710 and encodes 569 amino acids.